Molecule: messenger RNA, 2607 nt
Organism: Dendrobium catenatum
Lineage: Eukaryota; Viridiplantae; Streptophyta; Magnoliopsida; Asparagales; Orchidaceae
Product: long chain acyl-CoA synthetase 1
Exons: 19
Coding region: 412-2367 (651 amino acids)
Biological process (GO): cutin biosynthetic process; wax biosynthetic process
Cellular component (GO): membrane; endoplasmic reticulum
Molecular function (GO): long-chain fatty acid-CoA ligase activity
Source: RefSeq, a predicted model, not a curated record
CUUCAAAACCAACCCGUUUAAAAGAGAAGAUGACAAAUUGUAAUAAAAUCUCCAACUAAGCCAAUUAACUUCUACAGUGUUGGGGCAAACAAACCUUGUACAUGAUGUCUCUUCUUCCUGCACCAUUCCAAUUGAAGCUCCUCCACCGCUCACUCGUGAUGGUUCUAAUCGCUGCCACUUUCCUCUGCUUUAACUGUUUCCGAUCAAAACCAUUAAUGCUUCGUUUCUCCCCUUCCAUGCAAGCAUUUAAGUGCUUUUUCUGCUGCCAUUGAUUGCUAAAAGAAUAUAUAACGGUGAAAUCCCAGUAUAUCUUAGCCACUAGGAUUUUGGGUUUGCAGCGUCUGUAAACUCUGUAACAGAAACUCUCUGCAGAGUUUUCAUUCGAAAGUCUGAGAGAUCUGAGAGAGAAAGAUGAACAAAUAUACAGUUCAGGUGGAGAAUGGGAGGGUUGGGAAGAACGGUCAGCCAUCUGUAGGUCCAGUUUACCGGAGUUCUCUUGCAAAGGAUGGAUUUCCACCGCUUGAGCCCGGCAUGAACACCUCAUGGGAACUUUUUAGGUUUUCUGUAGAAAAGAAUCCUGAAAAUAAAAUGAUUGGAUGGAGGGAAUUCAACCAAGGGAAGGCAGGGCCUUAUGUUUGGGCAACUUAUAAGGAAGUCUAUGAGGAAGUAAUACAUAUUGGCUCAGCUUUAAGGCAACUAGAUGUGUCACCUGGUACACGAAUCGGUAUCUAUGGAGCGAAUUGCCCACAAUGGGCUAUGGCAAUGGAGGCUUGCAAUGGAUAUAGCUUAAUUUGUGUGCCUCUCUAUGAUACACUAGGAGCAGGUGCCAUUGAUUACAUAAUCGAUCAUGCUGAAAUUGAUGUUGUCUUUGUACAAGAUAAAAAAAUUAAACAGGUUCUUUCUUUUGAAUGCAAAGCUGCAAGGAGACUGAAAUCCAUUAUUUCAUUCACCACUGUAUCUAAGGAACAGAUAGAUGUUGCUGCAACCAUUGGAAUAAAAGCUUAUUCAUGGAAUGAUUUUAUUCUACUGGGAAAGAAGUCUCCCUUAGAACCUUUGCCUCCUCAACCACUUGACAUAUGCACAAUAAUGUAUACUAGUGGAACGAGUGGUAAUCCAAAAGGGGUUAUUUUAACACAUGAAACACACGCGACAUAUGUAAAAGGGGUUGAACGUUUUCUAGAUCAAUUUGAAGACAAGAUGACAGUUAAUGAUGUUUACUUCUCCUUCCUUCCUUUGGCGCAUAUUCUUGAUCGCAUGAUUGAAGAAUAUUUUUUUCAUAAGGGUGCUUCUGUUGGGUACUAUCAAGGGAAUAUUGAAGCUUUAAGGGAUGACCUCAUGGAACUGAAGCCGACAUUCUUCGCUGGCGUCCCUCGAGUGUUUGAAAGAGUACAUGAAGGAAUAUUAAAGGCAGUGGCAGAGCUAAGGCCGCUAAGAAGAUUGAUCUUUAACCUUUUGUACAAGCAUAAAUUACACUGGAUGAGACUAGGAUACUCGCAUAAAACUGCCUCCCCAUUUGCAGAUUUCUUAGCAUUUAGCAAGGUGAAAGCAAGACUUGGAGGCCGUGUUCGCUUGCUUGUAUCUGGAGGUGCCCCAUUGAGCCCCGAAAUCGAAGAGUUCUUAAGAGUAACUAGUUGUGCUUAUAUGUUACAAGGCUAUGGGCUUACAGAAACUUGUGGUCAGACUACCAUUGGAUUCCCUGAUGAUCUCUCUUUGAUUGGAGCCGUUGGUGUACCCACUACAUUUACAGAUUUACGUCUUGAAGAAGUUCCUGAGAUGGGCUAUGAUCCAUUAGGUCAACCUUCAAGAGGUGAAGUUUGUGUUAGGGGAAAAACACUCUUCUCUGGCUACUACAAGGACCCUGAGUUAACAAAAGAAGUAAUCAAAGAUGGUUGGUUUCAUACAGGAGACAUUGGUGAGAUAACACCUAAUGGGAUAUUGAUAAUAAUUGAUCGAAAGAAGAAUAUUUUCAAACUUUCACAAGGAGAAUAUAUUGCUGUUGAAUACUUGGAGAAAGUGUAUAGUGCUACUCCUAUCAUAGAAGAUGUAUGCUUUCUUCUCUUACAAGAUAAAUGCAAUUUUUUUAAAUAUAUAUAUAUAUCUUCUUGUCUCUUUCUAUUACCUUUCUCUCUUUAUUUUCAAAUAUGUUUCACCUAUUUUUCAAUAGACAUAAAUGUGUUUGCAAUGUCAUUCUCUAAACAGUUAAGAGGAUUUGAGUAUAUUAGUGGUAUUGUAGUGGAUCCUCGACCUUUUGACAUUGAAAGAGACCUUAUUACUGCCACAAUGAAGAAGAAGAGAUCUCAAAUGCUAAAAUACUACCAGGUUGAGAUCGAACAGGUUUAUAAAAACUUGGUAGAAGAGAAUAAAUGAGGUUCAAGCUAUCUUCAUAACAUAGAAAUGUUGCAUAUUUAUUUUGAAAUUGUGAUUAGUUUCAUAUGUAAGGUAAAAUUAGCUAUUUCCAGUUCUAUUUUAGUAAAGAAUAAUUGUGUUUUCAAUGAACUACCAUUGAAACCACUUAGCUUGGUUCUAGAGAAACUUUAUUUUCAUGUUUAAAGGGUAAGAAAUGACAUCCUGAUUCGAAGAAAAUAGAUGUUGUUUACUUGAUAGUAA